Molecule: messenger RNA, 1017 nt
Organism: Symbiodinium sp. CCMP2592
Lineage: Eukaryota; Dinophyceae; Suessiales; Symbiodiniaceae
Source: the annotation of a GenBank genome assembly
AUGCCUCUGUCUGGUCCGGCUCUAACGGCGCCGCCGGCAGCGCUGGCGCGCGAGUUUGCCACGCGGAAGGACAACUUCCUCCGGAAGCCGGACAAAAGUCCCAAGGGGGACUGGGAUCCCAGGGUCUCCGAAAUCUGUGAGGAGUUGAACAGAAGGGAUGACUUUUUCACCACCUCCUCUUGCUCCGGUCGCUGUUUUCUCUGGAGGGGCAGGCAUCACCAGAACGGCCUGCGAGGCUUUCAGCGCCUGCGUGUGAGCCACGAUCCGGUGGAGGAGGGGUUCUUCAACCUCAGAGAUCUCGAGAAGGAGGAUGCCCAGGGGCCCGUUUGGCUCUCGGUGCAGGCUUUCAUCCUCCAUGUGUGCUGCCGCCAGCUGCGUGCGGCAAAGCAGCUCAUCAACAAGGCCAGCAAGCACCUGGAGUUUGCUGGGCUCUACUCCUGGCGCGCGGCCGGGGGUAAGUUCAUGGUGGAGAUCCAGGGCGGCGAGCACCUGGAGUUUCCGGUCAGCUGCAGCGGCCGUUCGCUCUUCGACGCAAGAGGACGCUGGCUCCGCGAGGUGGUGAACGCGAGGCUGCAGCGAAAUUGGGACCAGAUGGCUGGCUUCUUGCACGAGCUGCGGACUGAGCCAUCCGAGGCAGAGCCCCUUCUCCGCACUUCGGAGGCAGAUGGACCCAGCAGCGCAGGUGCGGUGGUCGACCAUGCCGCCUUGGCAGCGACAGGCUGCCCGGCGCUGGCCGCACAGCCCGGCGUGGCCGUGCUUGGCUGCCUCCCGGCCCAGCUACGCGCUGUGCAGGGCUCCGCUGAUGAGAGCUCUCAGCUCCUGGGCUCUUGGUGGCACCUGGAGCCGCGAAGCCUCGCCUUGCGCUGCCGGGACCGCCGAGCUGCCGGUGAGGUGAUGCAAGCAGCGGGCACACUCUUCAGAAAGCCGGAGCUGCGUCCCCUCCCCGGGGGCGCCUGGCGCUUGCGCCUCCACGGGACGGAGCGGAUGUCGUUGCCGCCGCUUCGACUCCGAUCUUGA